This is a messenger RNA of Serpula lacrymans var. lacrymans S7.9, 213 nucleotides long. RefSeq lists its product as uncharacterized. Gene Ontology annotation, biological process: protein secretion; intracellular transport. The record is from RefSeq and is a predicted model, not a curated record. NCBI's taxonomy places the organism in Eukaryota, Fungi, Basidiomycota, Agaricomycetes, Boletales, Serpulaceae. The annotation marks the transcript as partial. The transcript has 3 exons.
UCCGCGCUCUUCAACUUCCAAUCACUACUUCUUGUGAUUUUACUUCUCAUCUGCACCUGCACUUACGUUCGUGCUGUAGCACCUCGUCUGGUCGACAGAAACAAAAACGGGUUUCUUGGACUAUUCUUCAUGUCUGCUAGAAUUGGAGAGCGUCUAUCACCUUACGUCGCCUUUGCCUGUGUAGCAAUGGCACUUACCAUGCUAGUGCAGUAG